AUGCAAAAAGAGGAAUCAGACCCGAACAAGAAUUUCUCUUCUUCAUCACUAAUAUUUAAAGAGAGUACGAACCAACAACGGUCUUCGGAUCGAGUUUAUGAAAGGGAUCAUCAACAGCAACAUUCAGGAUCCCACGAAGUUUCACCUCUGAAUGUUGUCAUUUCAAGUGCUUUGGCUGGUUGCUUGGCAAGAAUUACGUUACAUCCGUUGGAUACCAUAAAAUCGAGAAUGCAAGUACAGAUUACUAAUCCUGAACUGAGCUCCAAACUGCCUUCGGUAUUGUUUGAAGGUGGACAUGCUUCAGUGAAAAGCUCAGAAACUGCAAACCUUCAUACCUAUAGGAAUACAUUACAUGCCAUUCAAUCUAUGGCAAAAUAUGAAGGAAUUCGAGGGUUUUAUAAAGGCCUUGGGGCUUCAUUAAUAUUUACUGGACCAGCCAUUACUUUGUAUCUAACGUCGUAUGAAUUUUGUAAGAAUAAUUUAAUGAGAAUGGGACAUAAUACGUUUAAGAGCGAUUCGUUUUUGGCAAGAAAUUUAGGAGGAGAAACUGCACUUGUACAUUUAGUGAGUGGAUUAUUUGCAGAGAGCGUGAGUUGUAUAUUUUGGGUCCCUCAUGACGUGCUGAAAGAGAGAUUACAAGUUCAAAGAGGAAAUCAACUCACUCUCUCUCAAUUGAUUAAGAUUGUAAGGCACGACGGAUUUUUACAACUUUAUAAGGGCUACUGGAUUACUCUUGGUUCGUUUGGACCCUUUAGCGCCAUUUAUUUUCUGACCUAUGAAAAAGUCAAGAACUUUUUUCAACAACGUCAAACGCCAGGAACUCCUUUGCCAUUUUCAUUAAUUUUACUUAGCGGUGCUGUGGGUGCUGGAUUGGGAUCCUUUUGUACAUUACCAUUGGAUGUUAUUAAAACUCGAUUUCAAGUUCAGAGAAGGACCAAGCGAGUUUAUUCUGAGAAUGACAUCAUGUUUUACAAAAAUUUUGUGGAUGCAGUAAGAAAAAUUGCCAAAUAUGAAGGCCCAAAAGCGUUCUGGAAAGGUUUUACGAGUAGAAUUAUUUAUGCUGCACCGAACUCGGCUUUAAUAAUGGCCUUGUUUGAGUUUUUCAAGUCAGAAUUUGAUUUUAUUAAAUAG
Molecule: messenger RNA, 1131 nt
Organism: Naegleria lovaniensis
Lineage: Eukaryota; Heterolobosea; Eutetramitea; Acrasida; Naegleriidae
Exons: 5
Coding region: 1-1131 (376 amino acids)
Biological process (GO): iron import into the mitochondrion
Cellular component (GO): mitochondrial membrane
Molecular function (GO): ferrous iron transmembrane transporter activity
Source: RefSeq, a predicted model, not a curated record